ACCGGAAUGAGGUUUGUAGAUAAUUAUGCUAACACGUGUGAGCAUAUCAGCUUGUAUGAUUGCCACAUUACCAUGAGAGCUUCCAACAUGAUAAAGCAAAAAAAAACUUAGAACGGAAAGAACAAGAAAAACCAUUGUGAAGCAAAGUCCUUCAUGCAUGGAUUCAAUCAACAAGAUCAUCAACUUUGUGUUUCCUCUUUUAACCUUGUAUGCACUUCUUGUCUUCUAUCCAACUUACCAGAGGGUCAAAUCUGCGUUCUCCAUCUACCGAAAUCUGUUCUCGGAAAAUGUCGCCGGAAAAGUUGUUCUCAUCACCGGAGCAGCUUCCGGCAUCGGCGAGGCUUUAGCGUAUGAGUACGGGAAGAGAGGAGCGUACUUAGCACUUGUUGACAUAAGAGACGAAGCUCUCUUCCAUGUCGCGGCUCUAGCUGAGCUCUAUGGCUCCCCUGAAGUCAUCCCCAUCGUCGCCGAUGUUUCCAAACUAGAAGAUUGCGAGCGUUUUAUCCGAGCCACGGUUCUUCAUUUUGGCCGAUGUAAGUCAAUAAGUAUAAUGACAUUCUAA
Messenger RNA from Arabidopsis lyrata subsp. lyrata, 562 nucleotides. RefSeq names its product 11-beta-hydroxysteroid dehydrogenase-like 6. Bases 158 to 562 code for a protein of 134 amino acids. NCBI's taxonomy places the organism in Eukaryota, Viridiplantae, Streptophyta, Magnoliopsida, Brassicales, Brassicaceae. The record is from RefSeq and is a predicted model, not a curated record. The transcript has 2 exons.